Molecule: messenger RNA, 2445 nt
Organism: Cryptomeria japonica (Japanese cedar)
Lineage: Eukaryota; Viridiplantae; Streptophyta; Pinopsida; Cupressales; Cupressaceae
Exons: 12
Coding region: 234-1883 (549 amino acids)
Biological process (GO): protein refolding; response to heat
Cellular component (GO): cytoplasm
Molecular function (GO): heat shock protein binding; ATP binding
Source: RefSeq, a predicted model, not a curated record
CUACAUGGUUCUUUGGAAGCAAGAGAAAAUGCUACCUCCAAUUCUGUCCCUUUGCAUCUCUAAAAUCUCUAGAGCUCGAUGGGCUCACUGAAAAUCAAUGUAAGAAGAAACGUGUACAUUUGAAAAAUGAAUAGAAACAGAAUGUACAAAGCAGAUAAGCAGCGGCUGUUUGCUUUUGGGUGCCCUUGAUAUCUCAAUGCUAUGAAACGUAAAUAUACCAUUUAUUUACAGUCAUGCAGAUUCUAUCGCAUGCUCAAUUAUGGCCGAGCAUUCUAGUUAAAAACUACGUGGAGCACAAUGACAGAAAUUUUAAUUAUAAGAUGAAAGCUGGUUUUAUUUCACAGCGGGCUUCAAGUUUAAGGACAAAAACUAAUGCCUUGUUUACCAAGGUAAAGAGAAACGCCUUAGGCCAUCACUCUCACUUCUUUGCUGGAGAUAAUGAAGGGUAUUUGAACUUCAGACGCUUUUACUUCGGGAAACGGAAUAAGAAUAAAAUGAGAGUUCUCAUGGCAGUAGCCAAAGUUAAAGAUUACUAUUCCAUCCUCAAUGUGUCCAAAACAGCCAGCAAUCAAGAUGUCAAAGCUGCUUACAGAAAACUUGCUCGUAAGAUUGAAGUUUAUUUGGAGAAAAAUCUCGAUAUUGCUUACAGUUGGGUGAGCUUCUUGUCAAAGAAUCCGCAGAUUUUGGAGUAUAACCAGUAUCAUCCAGAUAUGAAUAAGAGUCCAGGAGCGGAAGAAAAGUUUAAGAAAAUUGGUGCUGCAUAUGAGGUUUUGUCUGAUGAGCGAAAGAGAUCUUUGUAUGACCAGUAUGGAGAGUCAGGUUUAGAUGGAGCAUAUGAAGAUGCUACUUCUGGUCCACCUGAGGUUACUCCAUUUGAUGUGUUUGAAUCCUUUUUUCCCGGAGAUCGUGCAGAAUAUGAGUACUUUGAUGAUUUGGGAGGUACUGGUUUUAAAUAUCAAAAUAGUGGGCGUCAGCGGGGCAAUGACAUAAGAUUUGACUUGUCUCUAAGCUUUAAGGAAGCAGUUUUUGGAGUUGUGAAGGAGUUUGAUAUAUUUUUCUGGAAGACUUGUGGAAGUUGCAUGGGGAAUGGGGAAAAGUCUGGUGCAAGCAGUCGUAAAUGUCAAGAUUGCAGAGGCAAAGGCCAUGUGAAGAAAACACAGAGGAUGUCGUUCGGGGUUGUUUCACAGGUGUCUACUUGCUCAAAAUGUAAAGGUGAAGGUAAGGUGAUUACUGAUCCAUGCCGUAAAUGCGGUGGGGAUGGGAGAGUUCGGUCCAAGAAGACUGUAAAACUUGAAAUUCCACCAGGUGUAUGUGAUGGCAAUACCAUACAACUUUCUGGAGAUGGAGACUCUGGAAAAAAGGGGGGCCCAGCUGGUGACCUGUAUGUGUUUCUUAAUAUACAGGAAAUGCAAGGAAUUGAAAGGGAUGGUGUCAACCUUCGUUCUAAAGUUACUAUCAACUACACAGAGGCAAUACUGGGAACAAUAUUAAAGGUGGAGACUGUGGAGGGAUUCAAAAGUCUUGAAAUUCCUGCAGGAACACAACCAGGUGAUGUGUUAGUAAUGCAUAAUAUGGGCGUUCCAAAGCUUGAAAAGCCAUCAAGGAGGGGCAAUCACCUAUUUGUAGUGAAUGUUGCCAUUCCCAAAAAAAUCAGUGCUGUGGAACACAAACUAGUUGAGGAACUGGCGCAUCUGCAUGGUACCAGCAAGUCUUUCUCAAUAUUUUCGAAAGCUGGAGAUCAAUCAGGUAAAGGAAAGCGAGACAGAAAAAUGAGUACAGAACGCGAAGCUGCUGCAGAAGAGAAUAAAAGUAGAUCAUUUUGGGACUCAAUCAAGAAUAUGGCAAGUCAAGAAGACCAAAGCAGGGAUACCCUCACAAUUUAGAUGGUUUGAGUCUGUGUGAUCAAGAAUAUAAGCAAGGAAAACAAGGCAGGGGCUAACAUCUUCAGCACACAAUUAGGAAGAUUGAAGCGAAAAGAGAAGAGUGAGAAGACCAUGAUGAAUGCUACGGUCUUCCAGGCCAGUAUAAAGAGACUAAAUCAAAAGACAGGGUAGGUGUUAUAGUCAGGCAACUUACAAUGGCGCUGGCCUUACCACAGGUGAAAUUGUUAGUGCAGCAGACAUAGACUUUACCUUCUCUAACAGGACUGCAUCUAAAGAUCAAAAACUUUUUCCUGAAAGACGAGCUUAUGAUAACAAGUUGUUUAUGUUUUUGUAAUAAAAUUGAUUGUUAUCCUAAAUACUCAGCUAAUAUGCAGAAAAAUAUGUAGUCAACGUUUUCUCACUGUAGUGAGAACUACAUAAAUAUUUGCUGAGAACUUCUGUUGAACAAUAAAAGUAUGUUUGUUAUUUGUUGUGUUCAAUUCAUUGUAAUGACAGUUUUGUGGGCAAAUUGGCAGGUCGGAGGGCUCAAGAAGCAAAUUCAGUUCCAUGAGUUUACAAGCAA